UCUCCCACGCCAUACGACCCCUCCCCUCGAUCAAAAAACAAAAAAUCGAAAAAAAAUACAGAGCACUUCCGAAGCUCCGCCGAGAUCGGCCAUGGCGCCCCCAAUCCCCGCUCCCAAAACCCCUUCCCCCUCUCAACCUUCCGGGAAGAGCGAGGUGACCGAUCUCAAGCUCCAGCUCCGGCAACUCGCGGGGAGCCGCGCCCCGGGCGCCGACGACUCCAAGCGCGACCUCUUCAAGCGCGUGAUCUCCUACAUGACCGUGGGGAUCGACGUCUCCUCCGCGUUCAGCGAGAUGGUGAUGUGCUCCGCCACCUCCGACAUCGUCCUCAAGAAGAUGUGCUACCUCUACGUCGGCAACUACGCCCGCUGCAACCCCGACCUCGCCCUCCUCACCAUCAACUUCCUCCAGAAGGAUUGCCGCGACGAGGACCCCAUGAUCCGCGGACUCGCCCUCCGCAGCCUCUGCUCGCUCCGCGUCCCCAAUCUCGUCGAGUACCUCGUCGCCCCGCUCGGCGCCGGGCUCAAGGACGGGAGCCCCUACGUGCGCAUGGUCGCCGCGCUCGGGGUCCUCAAACUCUACCACAUCUCCGCCGCCAUGUGCCUCGACUCCGAUUUCCCCGCGACGCUCAAGAGCUUGAUGCUCUCGGAUCCCGACGCCCAGGUCGUCGCAAAUUGCUUACAUUCGUUGCAAGAGAUAUGGAACUUGGAGGCGAGCAAGUCAGAGGAGGCAUCGAGGGAGAUCGAAGCCCUGUACAGCAAGCCUGUUGUGUUUUUUCUCCUAAACAAGAUCAAAGACUUCAGUGAGUGGGCACAGUGCCUUGUGCUUGAUGUAGUAUCUAAAUAUAUACCAGGAGAUAACAAUGAGAUCUUUGACAUUAUGAAUUUUCUUGAGGAUAGACUUCAACAUGCAAAUGGGGCUGUUGUUUUAGCUACAAUCAAGGUGUUUCUGCAUUUAACAAUGUCGAUGACUGAUGUUCAUCAACAGGUCUACGAACGCAUCAAAGCACCUUUACUUACUUUGGUUGGUGCUGGAAGUCCUGAACAGUCAUAUGCAGUACUCUGCCAUUUGCAUCUUUUGGUCAUGCGGGCUCCAAUGUUAUUUUCCUCCGACUACAAACAUUUUUAUUGCCAGUUCAGCGAACCAUCAUUUGUGAAGAAACUGAAGCUUGAGAUGUUGACUGCUAUUGCAAAUGAGAGCAACACCUAUGAAAUUGUGACUGAGUUGUGCGAAUAUGCUCGAAACAUUGACAUACCCAUUGCAAGAGAAUCUAUUCGGGCAGUUGGAAAGAUCGCAUUGCAACAGUAUGAUGUAAAUGCAAUUGUAGACAGGCUGCUUCAGUUUCUUGAGAUGGAGAAAGAUUAUGUCACUGCUGAGACUCUGGUACUUGUGAAGGAUCUUCUAAGGAAAUAUCCACAAUGGAGUCAUGAUUGCAUUGCUGUUGUUGGAAAUAUAAGUAGCAAAAAUGUUCAGGAGCCAAAGGCAAAAGCAGCUCUCAUAUGGAUGUUAGGAGAAUAUUCUCAAGAUAUGCUUGAUGCUCCGUACAUUUUGGAAAGUCUUAUUGAAAACUGGGAUGACGAGCAUGCUCCUGAGGUUCGCCUGCAUCUUCUUACAGCGGCUAUGAAAUGCUUCUUUAAGAGGCCACCAGAGACACAAAAGGCCUUGGGAGCUGCUUUAGCUGCUGGCCUAGCUGAUACACACCAGGAUGUCCAUGAUCGGGCCUUAUUCUACUAUAGGCUUGUGCAAUAUGAUGUUACUGUAGCAGAACAUGUAGUAAAUCCUCCUAAGCAAGCUGUUUCAGUAUUUGCUGACACGCAGAGCAGUGAAAUUAAAGACCGGAUAUUCGAUGAGUUUAACACCCUAUCUGUUGUCUAUCAAAAGCCCUCAUACAUGUUUACUGACAAAGAGCAUCGUGGGCCAUUUGAGUUCUCCGAGGAUCUGGCAAGUUUGUCUGUGGGAGCACAAUCUGCCGAGAAUGUCAUAUCUGCACAAAGAUACCAAGAGAAUGAUAAUGAUCUUCUGCUAAGCACAUCAGAGAAAGAAGAAAACGGCAGCUCAGCACAUUAUGGUUCAGUGCCUUCCGCGUACAGUGCUCCUCAAGCACUAACAGAGGCUGCACUUAUAGACCACGGCUCGUCAGCGUUCACUUCACAGCCGGCCUUUGCUAUUGACGACCUUCUUGGUUUGGGUGUGCCGGAUGCUCCUGCUCCUGCCCCAGCACCGCCUACCUUGAAUCUAAACACGAAACCAGCGUUGGAUCCUGGGACUUUCCAGAGGAAAUGGGGCCAGCUAGGAAUAACUUUGUCACAGGAACUUUCUCUAAGCCCCCAAGGAGUCGUGGGCCUGACAACACCUCAAUCGCUUAUCCGUCACAUGCAAGGCCACUCAAUCCAAUGCAUCGCCUCUGGUGGCCAAUCUCCAAACUACAAGUUCUUCUUCUUUGCUCAGAAAGAAGGAUCGUCAGUUUUCUUCCUUGUGGAAUGUAUCAUCAACACGUCCUCCGCUAAAGUUCAUCUAAAAAUCAAGGCGGAGGAUGGCAGCGCCGCAGAGCCUUUCUCUGCUUUAUUCCAAUUAGCAUUGUUGAAAUUUGGAUUGCCCUAGUUCUUCGGCUUACCAUAUUCGGUCAGUCCCUUUUUUCGCUCUCAAUUGGCUUAUCUUGUGGCUGUUUAUGAAGAGAGCUGCGGAUUAUGCAUACUUCUUUUGCGAAGCCCAACACAAAAUUUGGAUGGUAAACUUGGGAUUACAGAUUGGUAAGUAGCUGGCAAAAUAUCUAGAAAUUCUUGAUGCUUCCAUUUGAUUUCUGAGGGGUGGCAAAAUGAGUGGUUUUCGUCCCAUUACCAAGGCGAUCAAGUUUCUCAGGUACCACCAAUGGAUUUGUGGGAUUAAGUUGUAAUUUUCACUCUUGCGAAGCUUUUUUUUUUUUUUUUUUUUUGGUUGCAGAACUUUGUGCAAUGCUGUUGCAUUUUUUUUUAUUAAAGUAGAAAAUAAGCUGUUGCAUUUUUUUUUAUUAAAGUAGAAAAUAAAGCUUAUUAUUCCCCUUCUGUGUAUCGCUCUUUGGAGAAGCUUUAAUCACAGCUUAAACUCGCCA
Molecule: messenger RNA, 3086 nt
Organism: Ananas comosus (pineapple)
Lineage: Eukaryota; Viridiplantae; Streptophyta; Magnoliopsida; Poales; Bromeliaceae
Product: beta-adaptin-like protein A
Exons: 11
Coding region: 92-2599 (835 amino acids)
Biological process (GO): intracellular protein transport; vesicle-mediated transport
Cellular component (GO): membrane coat; clathrin adaptor complex
Molecular function (GO): clathrin binding
Source: RefSeq, a predicted model, not a curated record